UACUCCUUUUUAGUUUCCUUCCACUCUCUUUAUGCUUCAAACCAGAGAGGAAGAAGCAGCCUCCCAAGCACUUCUCUCCACAAAAAACAAAAGCAUAAAGGGAGAGAGAGUCCUAAUCCUAAGUUAGAGGGGGGGCGGGGGGAAAAGAAAAGAGAAGAGGCAAAAAUUUUUUGGUGGGGUGAAGUUGAUUUUGGCUUCUUUGAUAUGGAGAAGCACAGAUGUAAGCUAUGCUCUAGGAAUUUUGCUAAUGGCAGAGCUCUGGGUGGGCACAUGAGAUCUCACAUGAUGAAUCUGUGCGCAGCAUCCAAGGCCAAGCAGGAAUUCAUCAAAGAGGAGCAUGAAGAAGAAGAAGUUAUGAACAUUAAUGAUGAGAGGCAAAUUAGUGAAGAGUUUGAGUCAGUGCCAUCAUCAUCUUUUUCAUCAUCAUCAUCGUCAGAAGAUGAAGAGAUUAAUCCAAAGAAAAAGGUCGGCAUGGUGAUGGAUCAAGAAUUCUGUUUUGGAGGAGUUGAGGUAACCGCUGCUGCUGCUGAUUCUGUUGUUGUUCAGGAUAGGGAGAGUGAGACCGAGUCAUCAAAGAAUCCAAUUUGUAGAAGAUCCAAAAGAGUUAGGAAAUCAAGAGUUUCGGAUGCAGUCCAAUUUUCCGGUUAUAUUAAUGAUAGGAUGGCAGAACUGAAAAAGCCCAAGUCUGGAAAACAGGGCAGGUUUUCUUGUGAAUUACCAUUUGCGGAUGCUGAACCCGUUAGUUCAAUCUCUGAUACCACCACAGAAGAAGUUGUUGCUUAUUGCUUGAUGAUGCUAUCUAGAGACAAGUGGAAGAAAGAAGACAAUGAAGAAGAAGCCAUGUACGGAGGAGAAGAAGUGGAGGAGGAGGAGGAGGAGGCAGAGGAAGGAAAGGCUGAUCAUGAAGAACCAAAAAAGCAGAAAAAGAAUAAAGAUGCAAAGAGCCAGUACUGUCAUGAUUUUGGUGUGGUUAAAGUAACCAAGAGCAGGACUAGGGGGAAGUACAGAUGUGAAACAUGUAACAAAGCAUUUCGCUCUUAUCAGGCCUUGGGGGGGCACAGAGCCAGUCACAAGAGAAUUAAAGCCCACAACAGCAAUUCAACAGAGGAAGAAGUAGCAGGGGUGGAAACAGGGAAUGCGGCCUCAGCUGCUGCAGUUUCUAGUGCGGUAGUUGAAGAGAAGAUACAUGAAUGCCCAGUUUGCUACAGAAUUUUCUCAUCAGGUCAGGCUCUAGGUGGGCACAAGAGAUCACAUGUCAUGGGUGCAGCUGCAGUAGCGGCAGCGGCGGCAGCGGCGGCAGCAACCACACAUGUCAGUAUCAGGACUAGUCCUGCAGCUAAACCAUUUUCAAGAUUUGGAGAGACUUUCAUAGAUCUUAAUCUUCCAGCUCCAGUUGAUGAUGAUGAGAUCAGUCAAAUCGAACUUUCUGCAGUUUCUGAUGCUGAAUUUGUCAACCCAUUCAAGCAAUGAAACUCUUCAAAUUAGGAACUUUUUGCAGGAAAAAAAAAAAGAAGAAGUAGAUUCACAGUAACAGAUGAACUUUUCUUGGGUAGCUUGAAUGAAUGAAAUCCCAUCGGUUUACUAAUCAGAAUGUAAUUUAAACCAUUGGAUAGAAAGGGUUUCUUGAUAUUUGCCCAUUUUACUUAUCAUUGGCCUGUAAUUCGCUUCAUUCCAAAUCCUGUUACUCUUGACAGCUACGACAUCAUUUAACCCAAGGCAACUCAUUUUAAUCA
This is a messenger RNA of Coffea arabica (coffee), 1733 nucleotides long. NCBI's taxonomy places the organism in Eukaryota, Viridiplantae, Streptophyta, Magnoliopsida, Gentianales, Rubiaceae. The record is from RefSeq and is a predicted model, not a curated record.